Messenger RNA from Strongylus vulgaris, 270 nucleotides. Lineage: Eukaryota; Metazoa; Nematoda; Chromadorea; Rhabditida; Strongylidae. The record is from the annotation of a GenBank genome assembly.
GUAUAUAUGUUUAUCGAGUCCCUGGCUGAUGGGGGAGUAUUUGUUGGUUGUUCGCGAGAAACUGCACUGAAGCUUGCAGCGCAAACUGUCAUGGGAGCCGCUGAGAUGGUUCUGGAAAGCAAUGAGCAUCCUGCCGCUUUGAAGGAUAAAGUUUGUUCGCCAGGUGGUACAACAAUAGCGGGUCUGAGAGAGCUAGAAAAAUCAGGGUUCCGGUCUGCUGUUAUCGAAGCAGUGAGAGCAGCAGCAGAUAGGGCCAACAAUAUGCAAUGA